This is a messenger RNA of Aethalodelphis obliquidens (Pacific white-sided dolphin), 1056 nucleotides long. Its product is annotated as germ cell-specific gene 1-like protein. The coding region runs from base 65 to 595 and encodes 176 amino acids. NCBI's taxonomy places the organism in Eukaryota, Metazoa, Chordata, Mammalia, Artiodactyla, Delphinidae. The record is from RefSeq and is a predicted model, not a curated record. The transcript has 5 exons. Gene Ontology annotation, cellular component: postsynaptic density membrane; plasma membrane.
CCUGUGGCUGUCGGUCGUCUCCGAGGUGCUCUACAUCCUCCUGCUGGUGGUUGGUUUCAGCCUCAUGUGUCUCGAGCUCUUCCACUCCAGCAAUGUCAUCGACGGGCUCAAGCUCAAUGCCUUUGCGGCGGUCUUCACGGUGCUCUCAGGCCUCCUGGGAAUGGUAGCCCACAUGAUGUACACGCAGGUGUUCCAGGUCACCGUGAGCCUCGGCCCUGAAGACUGGAGGCCCCAUUCCUGGGACUACGGGUGGUCCUUCUGCCUGGCGUGGGGCUCCUUUACCUGCUGCAUGGCAGCCUCUGUCACCACGCUCAACUCCUACACCAAGACGGUCAUUGAGUUCCGGCACAAGCGCAAGGUCUUUGAGCAGGGCUACCGGGAGGAGCCGACCUUCAUAGACCCUGAGGCCAUCAAGUACUUCCGGGAGAGGAUGGAGAAGGGGGAUGGGCACGAGGAGGACUUUCGCUUGGAUUGCCGCCACGAGAGAUACCCUGCCCGAUACCAGCCACACAUGGGAGAUUCCUGGCCCCGGAGCUCUGCACAGGAGGUGCCAGAGCUGAACCGCCAGUGCUGGGUCCUGGGGCAUUGGGUGUGACAGCGACCAGCCUGGCUCCAGACCUCGGGCCGUCAUCGGCACCAGCCCCCUGCUGCAAGACCACUGGUCUGGCGCCUUUGGAAACCUGGCCUGUGUGGGACACAUGUGGCCUGCCCUGCCUGCCGCUGCCUGGGUCUCAGGGUCCUGGAAACAGGGCCAGGGCAGCCAGAGGGACUGCACAGGGCUGCACAGCGUGACUCUGGGACAGCAACUCCUAACUCUCGCCACCGCCACAUGCAGAGCCCUGCUGGGUGCAGCUGGGAUGCCGGGAGAGACACAGACCUCGGCCACCGAAAACCUGGGACCCACGAGCCAGCCGGGAAGUUCAGGAGGUCCCCAGCGUGCGGAGCCCUGCGGGGGGCAGGGAAUGGGUGGGGCUUCCUGAAGGAGGGGCAGUGGCACUGGCACCAGGGGCAUCACACAGCAGGCACACAGCAAGGGCUCAAUAAAUGCUUGUUGAA